This is a messenger RNA of Gekko japonicus, 663 nucleotides long. It is a transcript of the gene TLDC2, whose product is annotated as TBC/LysM-associated domain containing 2. Bases 1 to 663 code for a protein of 220 amino acids. Gene Ontology annotation, cellular component: nucleus. The record is from RefSeq and is a predicted model, not a curated record. NCBI's taxonomy places the organism in Eukaryota, Metazoa, Chordata, Lepidosauria, Squamata, Gekkonidae. Gene Ontology annotation, biological process: response to oxidative stress. The transcript is spliced from 6 exons.
AUGACUGACAAAGCAGAAGAAAUUAUAUCAAGUAUGCAUCCCAGCCUACUAGAUGAAGAUUUUCCUCUGGAACCUGAAGAAGCUGCUGAACAGGAGAACCCAGCCUGUACAGCUACAGACACUCCAGCCUUAUGCACAGAAGACUUUCAUGAACCGGUAUUGAAUGAAAAGAGCAACAUUGUGCACUUAGAAGAAAUCCAGAAGCUUGCCCCACACUUCCCCCUGAGAGUAAUUGGACACUCAUGGAACCUCAUCUACUGUACAGCGCGGGAUGGAUUUAGCCUCAAGACCAUGUACCGAAGCAUGACUGACUUGGUCUCUCCUAUCUUGCUGGUCAUUAGAGACACUGAUGGUCAGAUAUUUGGAGCCUUUUCUUCUACAGCCAUCCAUGUCAGCAACAGCUUCUAUGGGAAUGGAGAAAUGUUCUUGUUCUCCUUCAACCCACAACUGAAGGUAUUUAAAUGGACUGGCAAAAACACCUUCUUCAUGAAAGGAGAUGCUGAUUCACUGGCAGUUGGCGGAGGCAGUGGGAAAUUUGGAUUAUGGCUAGAUGGAGAUCUGAACCAUGGAGGAAGUCAUCCCUGUGAAACAUUCAAUAAUGAAGCAUUAUCCCCUAGAGAGGAAUUCCUCAUCCAUGACUUGGAAGUUUGGGCUCUGGAUUAA